ACGAUGACGACAACUACUCCAGCGUCAUACCCUCGACUCUAGUCCCUCGACUUACACGAAUCGUGAUUUCUGCGAGCUAGCACCUUCUAAACUUCUGCAAAAGCAUGAAGGGCACGGGCAAGGAGAGCAAGGGUAAGGCUAGCAAGGGCAAGGAGCGCAAGAGCAAAGAGUCCAAAGGCAAUGACAGCAAGCGCAGCAGCCACCUUUCCUCAACCAACCGACCGACCGACCGGCACUCUCUCGAAAUCAUGAACGUCCUGCGCACGAUGAGGCCGGUCGCCUCCCGCUUCCAGCCUUCCACAUUGCCCCGUGUGGUCCGGCCUUUUUCGUCCAAGACCUUUGAGCACAUUCAGACCUCGGAGCCCAAGCCCGGUGUCGCACAAGUGACGCUGAACCGGCCCAAGGCCCUGAAUGCCCUCUGUACGCCUCUCAUUGUCGAGUUGAACGAGGCUCUCAGCGAGGCCAAUGCCUCUGAUAAGGUCAAUGUCAUUGUCUUGACCGGCUCAGAAAAGGCAUUCGCCGCCGGUGCUGAUAUCAAGGAGAUGGCGCCCCUCACAUUCUCCAAGGCAUACACGUCCAGCUUCAUCGAGUCUUGGUCUGACCUGACCACUCGCGUCAAGAAGCCCAUCAUCGCCGCCGUCUCUGGCCACGCUCUGGGUGGCGGCUGUGAGCUUGCCAUGAUGUGCGAUCUCAUCUACUGCACGGAGAAGGCCAACUUUGGCCAGCCCGAAAUCAAGCUCGGCACGAUCCCUGGAGCUGGCGGCAGUCAGCGGCUGACUCGGGCCAUUGGCAAGGCCAAGGCAAUGGAACUCAUUUUGACGGGCAAGUCGUUCUCGGGUGUCGACGCGGAGAAAUGGGGCCUCGCGGCCCGUGCGUUUGGCAGCUAUGACGAACUCAUGACCGUGACGCUCAAGACGGCUGAGACCAUCGCAAGCUAUUCCAAGGUCGCCGUGCAGGGGUGCAAGGAAGUCGUCAACAAGAGCCAGGAUCUCGCCCUGCGGGACGGGGUCGAAUAUGAGAGGCGGGUCUUCCACAGUAUCUUCGGCAGUCAGGACCAGAAGAUCGGCAUGAAGGCUUUCGCGGAGAAGCAGAAGCCUACUUGGACUCAUGAGUAGGUCAGUUUUAGGCUAGACAAACACGAAAAUGCAAGUCUCGGAUAGGCAGUUUGGCCUCGGCCGAGUAUUAGUCACGACUUAUAAAAGCUGUGUAAGGAACGAACGCAGAUGCGUAUCCUUUUGGGACGUGAUGAUUCCAGCAGCAUCUGACAGUCAUGCUUAGAAUGCCCUCGUGUCAGCCUCGACUGCCCAGCUGAACAGCCAGUGAGAAGAGCCAGCAUCCAGGACUCC
Molecule: messenger RNA, 1346 nt
Organism: Microdochium trichocladiopsis
Lineage: Eukaryota; Fungi; Ascomycota; Sordariomycetes; Xylariales; Microdochiaceae
Product: enoyl-CoA hydratase precursor
Exons: 3
Coding region: 105-1115 (336 amino acids)
Biological process (GO): fatty acid beta-oxidation
Cellular component (GO): mitochondrion
Molecular function (GO): enoyl-CoA hydratase activity
Source: RefSeq, a predicted model, not a curated record